Molecule: messenger RNA, 357 nt
Organism: Adineta steineri
Lineage: Eukaryota; Metazoa; Rotifera; Eurotatoria; Adinetida; Adinetidae
Source: the annotation of a GenBank genome assembly
AUGUUUUCGUUUCUUAAUAAACUUCCAUGUGAAAUUUAUCAUAUCAUUUUCGAUUAUUUUUGGGCUCAUGAAAUAUUACAUUCAUUUCUUAAUAUCAAUGAUUAUAUCGAUAGUAUUCUAUUCAAUUAUCAGAAUUAUAAAAUCAAUGGUCAAUCAAUUCGUAAGUCUCAUUUAGAUCUUAUUUGUCAAAAAAUUCAACCAAAUCAAGUUACUUCAUUAAUUUUAUCGAAUGAUAAUCAUACACCAAAUCAAUCUGAAUUAUUUCGAUCUAGAGUUUCAAUUGAACAAUUUACACGAUUACGAGCAUUUAAAUCUAUUGAAAUAGAUGAUGAAGGUGCAUCAUACUUUAUAGAUUAA